UGCAAGCUUAUGCCAUUUUGUCUACUUUGCAAACACCAGUAACAACCAGAACAAAAACACAGAGAACAUUAGACCAGUGAAAAAAGUGGACUCUUUAUUCUUCUUAUACCCCAAAACAAUCUUUAACGUGAGCAAGUGCGAAAGAACUAUCAGCAGACAAACAAACUGUAAUGCCUUGAUCUCAAAAGACAAGUUGAUCCAGGGAUUGUGGUCCAAUUGCCAUCUUGGAGUCAGGAACAAAUGAUUUCACCCAAUGAGGCAAAUUAAAAAGGCUUUAGAUGGAGUUUUUUGCAUUCCUCUGGAUCAAUUAACAGUUAGGAUUUUCUCACAUUUUUGGCUUAAGAACUGAUGGCAAAUAAUGUCAACCUCUAAUAACAUAGCACAGGCUCGGAAGCUGGUGCAGCAGCUGAGACUUGAGGCUGGAAUAGAGAGAGUUAAGGUCUCCAAAGCUGCCGCAGACCUUAUGAACUACUGUGAGCAACAUGCCAAAAAUGACCCUCUGCUGGUUGGAAUGCCAACUUCAGAGAAUCCAUUUAAAGAUAAAAAGCCAUGUUCCAUUUUAUAAAUAUCAGUUUCUGGACACCUCUGCGGUUCUCAGACCAGCUAUAGAUGUGUGAUCAUAUAUUUGGAUUAAAUCCAGUUUAUUAGUAACCUGGAGAUAACUCAGAUUGCUUAAAGUUUUUGCAAAGUGCAAAACAGAAAGAAGAAUUGCAUAUAAAAGGACCAGACCUUUUAAAAUAUUUUGAAAGGGUUCCAUUGUGUUGUCAUUAAGAUGGCAAAUGAAAUACCUGGUGUGUUAUCGUGUUAGUUUCUUUUCUGUUAUGGUUUUUUUUUUUUUAAGAUCUCUUGUAUGUGUGACAAAGGAAAGCUGGCAGCAACAUGUUCUGCAAGGGUUUACAGUCCGUAUAUAGGUCAAUUGUCUUUUGUACUAAUUUAAUUACAACAACAAAAUUAAGGUUCUUUCAUGAAUCUCAACACUCCCAAAUCAUGUGCAGACAUUGUCGUAAUCAUUUCAUCUAUAAGUCUUGGAGCAUAAAAAAAGAGAAGAAAUGUAAAAAAGGGGGCAACCUUAAAUUCAAUGUAUAUUGCUAUAUGACAGUGUGAUUUAUAUUCUUAAUGAAAUCACGUUAUGUAUUUACAUUUAAAGCAUCACUGAUUAUAGCCUUUUUGUAGUUGUAACACUUUUCUUUCAUAGUGUGCCAAGAAUUUGCUGUAGCUACAUACAGCAGGAUGUUUAUAAUUGUGUUACGGUCUGGAACAUAGUCUUCCUUGUACCGCUUCUAACAGUAUCGGACAUAUUGAGUGUAUUGGGAAAUCUCCAUAUUGUAUAUAAAUAUGGUACUUUACUCUAGGCUUGCCAGGCCCUAACGUGAGAAAUGCAUGGGAAUAUUUCCUGUUCCUUUAAUUAGAUGUUUAGAUACACAAAUGCGCUAAAUGGUACAUGAUAAUUCCACUGUAGGUGCUAGUGUUUUAAUUGUGCAGAGGUCUGUGGGAAAGGCAGAAUUUGUUCUGAAUAGCAAUUAUACUUUUGUUUGUAGUUCUUUUAUUUAAAGGUUGGGGGGGGGGUUAGGAUUCCACUAAAAAACUAUUGCUGCCAUUUGGUGUUAUGAGUGUUCAUUUCUAGGGAUCUGGCUGGAGCAAUGAGAAAGGAAGAUGAAUGCCAGUCAGUUGACCUAUUUUAUUAUUUUCUGUUUUGGAUUAUAGUUUCUAGUCCAAGAUGCAGCUAACUAUAUAUAAUGGACAAAAUCCCUGUUCCAUGGAGCUUUUACUCAAUCGGUAUUCCAUCUUGAGUUUAUAAUGCCAUUAUGUGUCACGUGACACUUUGCACAGUAUAUAUAGUAGCAUUGCUGCUUAGUUUGCUUAUGAGGCACUCCCCUGAAAUCUCCACCCAAAUUCUGUAAUUAAAUAAUGAAAAGAAAAUGUAUUUCUAAGCAAUUGUGCAUUGUGUUUUUGCAGUUGUACAGUAUGUAAUUGCUACUGAAAGCAGCAUCUGACUGGCUGUUUUCUCUUGUCUUGUGGCUCUGAUUUUUGAAACAGUAUAGCAAUAACCGAUGGUGUGGACUGACUAUAUUGUUUAAAGAGUCUGAACCAAAGAACAGAUAGGGAAUUACAAUCACUUUUUUUAAUUAGUGUAUUUUGAAAAGUUAUCCAGAAUUAAGUUUUACUUUGUUAUGCAAAAACAGUUUUUGAAUGGGGAUCCUUUUUAUUUUCUUUAUCAAACCUGCUACAAUUAGCAGCUACUAUGCUUUGUGUGGGAUGGAGAUGUCUGUAUAUUGCAAACCAAUGAUAUGGUAAUGGCAAUGGAGCCCCAGUUGAAUAAAAUGUUUGUUUUUGCAAAAGCUUUCAAAAAGAAAUGUUUUCUUGCCCCACCGUGUUUUAAUGAUCAUUGGAAGUCAUCUGAAAGAUUUGAUUGCUUUGCAACAAAUAUUUUAAAAUAUUAACUCCCCGUGUAAAGCAAUAAACUUUGAUUAUCUUACUUUUGCCGUUUAAUAUCUUCCAGCCUCUUGUAAGAUAUCAGUAGCACUGGAAUAUUACAUUAAAAAUAGAGACUAGGCACAUUUAGCAGCAAUAGUGGUUCCCCUUGAUAUGUUGGAUUGAAAUUGUUUGGUGGUGGUAACUUUGUAAUGUUGCGGUUCUGUGUGGAAGCCUUGGCACAUCCAGUGUCUUGCUUUAAUCCAUUAGUGUGUGAACAUGAAGGGAUUUUUAUUGAGCUCUCAGAGGUUGCCCCCAGUAUCCCACAAUGGCCUACGGUUUAGUAGCUCAUCAAAAACUGGCAAGUUCAUGAAAUCAGUAAGUGAGCUCCAUUGCACAUACUUACCCAGCACAUUUUUUUUAACAAUGUUCUUUACAGUUCACAAGUGUUUUUGAAUAAAUGGUUCCCUUAUACAGAAAACAGGGAUAUAUUCCAAAAUGAGCUGUAUUCCAGGUAAUCACUAGAUUUUAUCUGCAAAUAGGCUUGCUGAAUAAUAAAUCCAUCAAUGCAUUCUAUUAUGUCUUUGUUAUACAAACUUGUGUAUUUUUUUUUUUUUCGUUUUGUUUUUAAGGAAAAAAUCAUUCAAGCUGCUUUCCCCAGAAUAAGUGAUAUUUUCCUGAUGUAUUCUCCAUGUCAUGCUGAAUUUCUGUACAAUACACUAAGUCAGAUAUUUGUAUAUUGUUCCUUACAGAGUUAUCUGUGGGAUUUUAUUGUUAUUAUUCUUUGCAUUUCUCAGUGUGCCAAACACUUUUUUGCACAGUGAUAAAAUAUUUUGUGGUAUUGCUGUUACAAUGUUGACUUAAGAAUAUAAUAAACCUAUUCACCAUUUUACUUA
This is a messenger RNA of Xenopus laevis (African clawed frog), 3308 nucleotides long. It is a transcript of the gene gng7.S, whose product is annotated as guanine nucleotide binding protein (G protein), gamma 7 S homeolog. Gene Ontology annotation, biological process: G protein-coupled receptor signaling pathway. Gene Ontology annotation, molecular function: G-protein beta-subunit binding. The record is from RefSeq and is a predicted model, not a curated record. Bases 359 to 565 code for a protein of 68 amino acids. NCBI's taxonomy places the organism in Eukaryota, Metazoa, Chordata, Amphibia, Anura, Pipidae. Gene Ontology annotation, cellular component: plasma membrane; heterotrimeric G-protein complex. The transcript is spliced from 5 exons.